Molecule: messenger RNA, 639 nt
Organism: Ricinus communis (castor bean)
Lineage: Eukaryota; Viridiplantae; Streptophyta; Magnoliopsida; Malpighiales; Euphorbiaceae
Exons: 3
Coding region: 1-639 (212 amino acids)
Source: RefSeq, a predicted model, not a curated record
AUGGAUAAUAGGCACAUCCGAAGGUUUCAAGGGAAGUAUAUUUGGGAUUCUUUUGGUGAAGUUUGCGCAGAGGUGUUGCACCCAUUAAAACAGGUAGAUUCAAGCAGAAAGGUUGAAGAUAACAAGGAAUGUUUGGCGAUUUCCCAAAACAAGUUACCAGAAAAGAAAUAUGAUCCAGGGAGUUUUACUAUCCCUAGUGUUAUAGGUGAUUUAACUAUUAGUGAUGCUUUAGCUGAUUUAGGAGCUAGCAUUAAUAUAAUGUUGUACAACCUGUCUGCUAAGUUGGGGUUGGGAGAGACAAAACCUACUAGAAUGAGUAUACAACUAGCUGAUAGGACAAUCAAGUAUCCUAGGGAUAUUGUAGAGAAUGUGCUUAUUAAGGUGGAUAAAUUCAUAUUUUCUGUUGACUUUGUGAUCUUAGACAUGGAUGGUGAGAGUAGUGUACUUUUGAUUCUAGGUAGACCUUUUCUUGCAACAUCUAGGGCAAUUUUAGAUGUUUGUGAUGGAAAGCUUGAACUUAGGAUAGGGGAUGAGACUGUCACCUUUGACUUGAAUAAUUCUAUGAAACAAUCUUUAGAUCAUGAUAAUGUUGUGUAUUUUAUUAAUGUACUUGAUGAUGUUGUUGAGACACAGUUGUAG